Messenger RNA from Siniperca chuatsi (mandarin fish), 1430 nucleotides. Its product is annotated as transmembrane emp24 domain-containing protein 6-like. The record is from RefSeq and is a predicted model, not a curated record. Gene Ontology annotation, cellular component: endoplasmic reticulum-Golgi intermediate compartment; endoplasmic reticulum; COPII-coated ER to Golgi transport vesicle. Gene Ontology annotation, biological process: endoplasmic reticulum to Golgi vesicle-mediated transport; Golgi organization; intracellular protein transport. Bases 279 to 1268 code for a protein of 329 amino acids. The transcript is spliced from 4 exons. NCBI's taxonomy places the organism in Eukaryota, Metazoa, Chordata, Actinopteri, Centrarchiformes, Sinipercidae.
AGCAUGCUGAUGUUUACUGUUAGCAUUUAGCUCAAAGCACCACUUUGUCUAAGCACAGUCUCUUAGAGCUGCUUGCUAGCUGUAGCCUCUUGUUUCCAUUUUGUGAAGUCCCUCCGGUGUCUAGACUGAACCCGAGCCCCACCAAGACCAAGAUUAACCUGAUUUUCAGCAUCAAAACUCCCAACAGCUUCUUGUUCAGAUGCAAAACAUUUCUCAACCUAAAUCCAAACUGUAACUGCUGAUUGCUGGUCAAGCUAAAUCAGAAUUGUGCAGUUAAGAUGUUUGGGAAGUUAUUUUUCUUGCUUCUUCAUCAUUGUGAAAUGAUUUGGUCCCGUGUGGUUCCCUCGUUCAGUCCCUCUGCAGGGCGAGCAGUUAUUUCUCUCUAUCACAGUGACUCCAUCUGUGAAGGCAGCUCACUUUUCCCACUGAUGGAGUUAAUGAUCUCUGAUCUCUCCACACUGCCACACAGACUCGACCUACACCUUUCAUUCAGAGAAGAGGUCUCCGUUUGUUCAGACAUGUUGUUUAGGAUUCCCUGCUUAUUUCUUGCCUUUGUGCUUUGGGGUCCGGGUCGCGGCGGGCCCCUGACAAACCUCCACCCCAACAUGACGGACCAGGAGCUGAUCUGGGGCGCCGACCAGUACGACUUCUCUGUGGUGCUUCCUGCUGCAGGGAUGGAGUGUUUCUGGCACUUCGCCCACCGUGGAGAGAGAUUCUACCUGAGCUUCAUGGUCCAGUGGGUGACGGGAGUCGGCCAUGACAGACACCUGUCCGUCAGCGUCAACACUCCCAGCGGUCUGUUAGUGUCGACUGUUGAUGACGCGAAGGGUCAGGUCAACUUUGAGGCAGAGGAAACGGGUUUCUAUCAGAUGUGUUUCAGCAACUUCCACAACCGCUUCGGCACCAUGCAGGUCUUCCUCAGCUUCGGCGUUUACUACGACAGCUUCCAAGACCCCGCCAAGCGCAAGGAGGAAGAGAAGAAGAAGAAAGAGGAAGUCAGGAAAGACCUGAACGACACACUGAGCGUCAUAGAGGAUGCGAGUCACAAAGUGGAGAACUACGUCUUCCACAUGUUUCGCUACUACAGCUUCGGCCGCAUGAGGAAGAGCGCCGACUACUUCCUGCUGCUGUCCAACUCGCGGUACAUCACCUGGUGGUCGACGGCCCUCAGCCUCCUCAUCGUCACGUCCGGCUACCUGCAGCUCCUCUUCCUCAAAAGACUCUUCAUCACCAAGACCUCCGCCGAGGACGAGAAGCCCCGCUGCUGACAGGCUCGUUUACUGUCAUGGUACCAUCUGUGUAAAAAACAUCAAAACCUGUGCAGCCACAGAUGAUACUACAAGGCCGUGCCGGCCAUUUUUCUUUCUGGUAUUGUAUUUGUGUACUUGUAUUUCUUUACACAGUAUAAAUAAACUUUACUGUUAGAUGAU